Molecule: messenger RNA, 1841 nt
Organism: Armigeres subalbatus
Lineage: Eukaryota; Metazoa; Arthropoda; Insecta; Diptera; Culicidae
Exons: 3
Coding region: 77-1759 (560 amino acids)
Source: RefSeq, a predicted model, not a curated record
GGUAUCUCUGGACUAUUAAGUUGCUCGUCUGCUCGGAGAGAAUUCAGUCCAUGAAGAAGUAUCCAGCAGGUCAGUCAUGACACGAAAGUGCAGUGGCAUUGUGCCACUAAUUCUGGUCGCUUUCCUUCAGACUAAUAUAGUCUCGGCAGAUUUCGGUUUACCAACGCCAGUUACUGGAGGAGCCAUGAUAGCAUCCAGUGCCAAAAGCAUCAACAUUGUGUUCAAUGCAAUGAGUUUAAAUCUGCGAAGAUAUAAUCUAGAAAAACAAACCGGGCCCCUCAGAUCCUCUAGUGAGAAGAUUGCACAGAUGGCCAAAACGAUUGCAGACCUAGGAAAGCUUGUUGCAUCUAACGUCACUAAAGCGGCAAACGACAGAAUCACACCGGUCAAUGAUCUGUUCAGCGCAUUGCAUGAAUCAUAUAAGCAAAUGAAUCGGUAUCUGAAAUCGGAAGCGCUAGUUUCAAUAAACUCGCUCAACGAUAGUGUCGCAACUAAUGGUUUGGAAAAUGCAUUAGAUGGGGUUAUCGGAGCUAUGGCAAAUGUGACUACAAUAACAGAAACUUUUGCGCGCGCAAUUAGUAAAACGCUACAAACUGCCGAAGGAAAACCAGUGGCUCGCGUCACCGUCAAUGCAAACAUCCCUCCUGGUCUCAUAGUAUCGAUGUCAAAAUCUCUCGAACAAUUGAAAGAGCAAACUUCCAUUCUUUCCAAAACAAUCGACUAUAUGCUGAAAAAUAUUGCUGUUCUUGAUUCCCACAUGGUUAAGGUAAAUGCUACUGCCUUAAAUAUGGAGCAAAAAAUUAAUGCAACCUUAUUGAACCUGGAGCAACCAUAUCGUGCCGAUGCUGACUUUAUUGUCAGAAGAUUGAGCAUAUUUCAUAACAAUAUCAAGACUGAACUCAGCAACUCUGUCGCGAAGCUAGCCGUAUUUCAAUCAAAUCGAACGCUGCUCAAUCUAGUUGAUAGUUUUUCAGAAGCCUAUACGAAGAUAUAUUACUUUCUAUACAAUCGUGAGCAAACCGAUGUAGAGUACAUUCAAAAAGCCUACACUGGAAUAAUAUCCAACAUGACACAGCAAACGAGAAAUCUUCACUCCAAUUAUACCGCGGAAAUGCAGCAACUGGAAAUUCGUCUCGGUUUUCAGUAUCUCAACCAGAACGCAAACUUCGAUUACUGCUUCAGCAACCAUCCGAACCAGUUAUUCAACGCUGUCAACACCUUCACCAACACCGUUAUCAAUUGCUUAAAUAGAGAGAGGAACCGCCAGGGACGAUUACCGGACGUUAUCGAUAGGUUCCUCCGUCAAACGGAUGCCAACGCGGAGGAUUUCGGCUUCAACAUCGCCACCUGUGCAACGUACUCGGGUUUUGCAAACUCACCUGCAGUCUAUAUGCAAGCGCUUUCUUGUCUCAAUACGACGCUCAGCCACGCGGAAAGCUUCCAGCAAGUAACAGGCCAAGUGCUCGAUACUGUACUGGAGAUGUUCCAAACGGAAGUAAAAGGCAACAGGUUCCGUUUAGGCGAUUGUUUGGAGUCCCGCGGAAAUGAAGGAUUGUCGUUGAUCAACAGUUUGCACCUAGAGAUUGAACGAUGCUUGUACAGCGAGGAAAACAAGGAACAAAUUAAUGUUGAUGUGGAACCAGAUGGUGAAUCGAAGGAUAUGGAAUUGGAGAAGCCGAUUUUGGAGGCAUCCGGCGACAAGCCCAAUGAGGACUAUUUCUAUGGCGAUCUUCCCGAGGAUAUAUUGUCCAGCUAUUGAAUAAACUGGUAAUGUUGGUGGAGAAAUGUUUUCAAUUGAUAAUUAUGAAUAAAUGAAAAACGUUGGCAUGCCAUUCCUCAAA